Messenger RNA from Macrosiphum euphorbiae (potato aphid), 2949 nucleotides. The record is from the annotation of a GenBank genome assembly. Lineage: Eukaryota; Metazoa; Arthropoda; Insecta; Hemiptera; Aphididae.
AUGGUGUUGUAUAACUUGUGUCUAAUAGUUGCGGCUUUUGCCGCCGUCAUACAUUGUGAAGAUUGUGUUUUCAAUCUGAAACACAACGGAAAAGAUAUUCAAUUUGAUUUGAAUCGUUUCGAAGAACUUGAAAAAGUGAAUUUCAACAAGUCUAAUGAUGUUUACUUAAAUAUAAAGUUAUGUAAAAGCAAUGAACAUAUAUCAACUUGCGACGGAAUUAAGUCCAAAAUAUGCUUAGUUAAAUACAAAAGCACUAAAGCAGAUAUUGGAUCCAAAAUUAAAGAUGUGAAAUUAGAUGUUAAAGAUCAACUGGUUUUGUCUUUGGAAGGAAAUACUAUUUGUGAAAAAAAUCUAAAAUAUUCGACAGAUCUAACGUUUACUUGCAAUAAACAUAUGAAUGAAAAUAAAAUGGAUUUUAAGGUAAAUGUAAAUCAUUGCAAGUAUGUUAUAGAAUUGGAGUCUGCAGUUGGUUGCCCAGUAGAUGAUUUGGAUAUAAGAAAUGUUUGUAAAGUUACAAUACCGCAUAUAAAUUUUAAAUUUAAUUUGAAUGCUUUACGACGUUUAACCCUUAACUAUUUGGUUGAAAAUCAAAAUCGUCAAUUUGAGCUCAAUAUCUGUGGCCGUCUUACCGAGAACAACAAAUGUGGUGGUAAUAUCACAACAAUAUGUGAUAUAACUGAUAUCAGAAAUCCUAAAGUGUAUGCCGUUGGAAAAUAUGCAAACGAUCAACUUCUGUAUGAUACAGAUAGUAAAAGCUUAAAAUUGAUCCAACAUGAAAAAGCUACUAAAAAAAAAAGAGGCAGGAGAAUUGAAUUCAUUUUUAAGUGUGAUGAAAAUAUAGCACCUGGAAAAACAAAACCAAAAUUUUUAAAUGAAGAAAAUUACCAAGAUAAAACAAUUUCCCCAAAUAUUGCAUAUUUUGAAGUAGCUACAUCAGCUGUUUGUAUACCAAGAAUGAUAUUAUGUGAAGUGAUUUCAAAAUAUACAGCUCGUUUCAAUUUAAAACCUUUACACAAGCGAGUAGACAAUUGGAAGAUCAUUAAUAAAAACAAUCGUGGAAUUUUUUACUUAAAUAUUUGUGGUUAUUUAAACGAAUAUGAUGGACAAAUUUCAACUUCAUGUACAGUUGAUGGUAAAACUUCAGCUUGUUAUGUGGAUGGUUCAGGUAAAGGAAUUUCUAUUGGGUCAACUCAAAUUGGUCCUUACUAUGAUGGAAAUUCAAUAAUAUUGAAUUAUACAGAUGGAGAUAAGUGUAGCAAUUCUUUGAAGUGGUCAACGGUUAUUAAUUUAACUUGUUCUGGUGAAACUAAACUCAUACAUGAAACAACAAAUUUCACUUCAUGUACCCAUGUAUUUAAUUGGAAAACACCUAAAGCAUGUGAAAUAUUGUUUGAGAGAAAAGAUCAGUGUAUGGUUACACACCCAUGGUAUUCUCAAACUGUGUACAAUUUUAGCAAUUUAAAAGAUCAGACGUUUGAAAAGAAUAUUGAAGAUAAUGCAUCAUUUCGGUUUAGUAUUUGUGGCCCAUUGCAAAAACCAUGUAAUGGUAUUAUAGAUUCAGCAGCAUGUUGGUCAGCUGGUGGAACUGAAAUGAACAUAGGGCUAUUUACUGAACAGAUAGUGUUUGAUAAUGGUUCCAUCUAUAUGUCUAUGCAGGGAGAAAAAUGUGUUAAUAAUGGACAGGGACCUAAUAGUCACACUGUUAUUCGAUUUGUGUGUGAUUACUUAGAUUCAAAUUGGAUUGAAUACAAAAAGGACUUUGAAGAAUGUACUUUUCAAUUCACCAUAAGUACAAAAUAUGCGUGUACUCAGCCGUUAAAAACUAAUAAUUGUACUGUUGAUGAUCAAAUGGGAAAUAUAUUUGAUCUAAGUAAAUUAACUAAAUCAAACAGUAAUUAUGAAAUUAUUACUAACCAAAAGAAAACAAUUAUUUUAAAUGUUUGUCAUUCUGUUAUUAAUAAUGAUAUUAAUGGUGUAAACUGUCAAUUCAAUAGUGGAGUCUGUUUAGUCGACCAUACUAAUUUAUUAUAUUCCAACCGAUAUAAAAAUCUUGGGGAUGUGAACGAAAGCCCUCAAAAAAAGGGAAAUAAAAUUAUAUUAGAAAUGAUCAAUGGUUUUUAUAAUAACCACAAAGUUUCUUCAGUCAUUGAAUUUAUAUGUUCAAAUAAGAAUAAUGGUCCAGUAUUAACUGCCGAAGAAAAUCAUAAAUUUAUAUUCCAAUGGUUCACACCAUUGGUGUGUCCUAAUCAUCAACAUAUUAAAAAAAGAGAAAUAAUAAACAAUUAUAGUACAUUGAAGCAAACUGACCUACAAAUUGAUGGAUUAAACUAUACCAUAUAUAUUUGUCCCAAAAACAAUAAUGAUGUUAAUUAUAAUUCAGAAAUUUGUUUAAAUAAUAAUUCUCCACUUGGACGAAAAAUAAUUUUGUCUGUCAAUAAACAGAACAUAGCAUAUACUCUGCAAAACAAAUUGUAUUUUGAUCAUAUCACUAAUACAGUUUGUGAUGAAAAAAGGAAUACAACAGUUCAAAUAAGGUUUAUGUUUUAUUGUGGGUAUAAGCUACAAAUACCUAAAAUUGCAAAAAAUAAUUGUGAAAUUAAUGUUCUCAGUAUCAAUCCCGAGAUGUGUGAUGAAAAAUUGGAAUGCAAUGCGGGUUUAUAUGAUUUAACACCGAUUAAAGGAACUCAUAUAGUUAAUAUUAAUGAAAGAAAGUAUUAUAUUAACAUAUGUAUACCCGGAGCAGAAGGUAUUGGAGGAAUAAUGGAACUCAAUAAUAUAAAUUAUAAUAUUGGUUAUCAAUUAACACCAUUUAAAACAAAUGAGGAGGAAACUGUUGAAAUGUCUUUUACAUAUGGAGAUAGUUGUAUUGAUUCAAGAUUAAAAUUUCCAAACACUAAAUAUUCUACUACAAUGAAAUUUAUAUGUGAUAUUUCUGAAAAUGAAGUAUAA